Purpureocillium takamizusanense is the source of this 4125-nucleotide messenger RNA. RefSeq lists its product as uncharacterized. NCBI's taxonomy places the organism in Eukaryota, Fungi, Ascomycota, Sordariomycetes, Hypocreales, Ophiocordycipitaceae. The record is from RefSeq and is a predicted model, not a curated record. Bases 1531 to 3639 code for a protein of 702 amino acids. The transcript has 3 exons.
GCAAAGGGCAACGCCCAUGAAGAGAGGGCCAUUCCAACGUCCAUUUAAAGGGUGCAACACGACCCAAGGGCAUCCAAAGGGGCUUCCAUCCAGAAGCAAAGUUCGCCUUUGCGCCGCUGUCUUGAGGGUCCAUCCAUUCCGACAACCUGACUGACACAGGCAAGGUGGCGCAGGGCAGAGACCAAGGGUCCUCCAUCAAAGGGCAUUGAUCGAUACCAAGGCCUGGCAACUUACGUAUAAGGCACGGAACAAGAGCAGAUGAGUACGUAGCGCAGCAUCGCAUUCCUCUUUACUCCGUACAAGCAACUCUCCUCGCAUGACGGCAUGCCCGCCUCGUAGGCAAUAAUACAUGUACUCCGUACGGAGUACGAAGUAAAUGGAUAGUACUGUAGUUGUUACGUCCGCAUUAAAGGUACGGGCCUUGAACACGAGCGACCCACGGCCCUCUUUAUGAGUGAUAUGAAUGCAGCGCCGCGCCCGCCAAUAUUUUUAGAGCUCCCAUCGCCAGCUUCUCCCGAUUCCAUCUCUGGCCGUGCGGACGUUGGUCCAUUGGCCUACGCUGCAGCUACUGUGCCGUUCCGCCUGUCUUUCCCGUCUCUUCCAUCCGUCCUUCCAACUACCACAUUACGGUACCUGCUAGCGGGUUGCCCGCUGACGACAGCCCAGCCCGCCGCCGCCGACAAGGGCCCCCCCCUGGACACUGAGGUGCCCGUUUGGGGAGAGCAGGAGCCCAGAGCACCAGGGCCCCCCAGGGGCAGGGCAGGGUCCACCACUUGGUACUAGCGCACCGGCCACCUGCGAGCUCCACUGCAGUCAGGGGACGUCAGGGGUCCAGGCACACCACCACCUCACCUGCACCCGCCGCCGCCGCCACGCAUCCCGGGAGCUCAUCUGGCCCUCGAGCAGCCCACCUCUCCGCAUUCGAGACACGGAGCGCAGCAGCACUUGGCCCGACUGACCAUCUUUCAAACAAGCCAUUCUUUUCUUUCUUUCCAUCCGCGAGCCUUCUGUCGUGUCGGGAAUCCAGCACUCCGCCCGACUCCUCUGCGAAAGAGACCCCGUUUCAUGCGCUGCGGCAGGAUCACGAGUCGGGGGUUUCAUCUUUCUCUCCUCCUACCCCAUCGGUGGCCAGCGUCGCCUCCGUCGCUUGCAUCAUAGUAGGCAUUCGUACAUACCUACGUACUACACUGCCCGGCCAGGUUCGAGGCGUUUCGGCGAGGGCGUGUUUCGACCACGCGCAGCGAGUCAUCGGAUUCUACGUUUACAGGGCGAAACGAGGCAAAGCCCUGCCGCCCACGAGGACAACAUCGCCAAGACGUCACGUCUGAACAGGUUUUUCCUGUGCACCUCGCCCCUGGCAGAUCCGCAUCUCUGCUUGUUUCCUCCGCCUUUUCCGUGCUCAAAAAAAGAAACGUCAAGAGCGGCUUGUAAUCCUAUUCAACCGCGGAUACGGUUGUCGAGAUCCGAUGCCAUCAUCGCCGUCGUCAAGAGGUCACUAAGACGCCCCAGAGGGACACGACGACGGCAGCCAUGGCCCUGCCCAGGGAAUCGGCUUUCCUGCCGACCAUUAAGUGCUCGUCAUGCGGGCGAGAUGUGGAAAUCUCCAUGAUGGGAGAUCAUCUCUGCGGCGGCCCGACAGCUGAGCUGUCACCGCCGCCCGAGGCCGAUGAGGGCUUCGGCCUCCAGCUUAGCCAACCAAUAUCUGCAAAAUAUGGGCGGACGCCGCCUCCGGUAGAUACGGAUGCUGCAAACCGCGCCUUUAUGAAAAGGGGCCAGUUGACGCCCGUGAGCCAGCCCAGCACCUCUCGCAGUGCAUCACCCAUAAUAGACGGCGGGCUGUCUGCCACUGGUCGUGCCGGUAAUCUCUCCUCACGCUCGCCGGGCGCAAGUCGGAGGCCAGGGGGGUACGGCGGCUUUGGUGACAGCAGAAAGGACGAACCCGAGUCUGGCCUGAGCACCAGUCUCGGCAGAUCGGCGGGCAACGGCUUUCUGCAGAGAAUGAAUACCAUCGCCCCUGGUCCCUUUGACACGAACCGAAGCCCAUCUGCCGCAACGUUUCCCACGCGCAAGGACUCUCUGGACAAGCUUGACGGCCCCUUGCUGGAGGAUUUGGGACCCCCGUUCGAUGACCGCCCCAGGACAAGUCCCUCCAGUACAUCAGGUACCGGCAACCCCGUUGCACCCCCGAGAGCGCCACGUAAGAAUGGUUAUGGUGGAUUUGGCCGUCCGGGGACCGCAGACGAACUUCAGCCGCCAAACUCUGGCUUCAUUAGCCGGUCAGAGACGUAUCCAAAGCCUUCUCCCAGCCUUCAGUCGCCGGCGAGGAAAUCUUCUGCUCCUGGAACACGGUCGGACCGUCAACGACAAUCGAGAGACGCAGGUCACGAUCGCAAGGUGUCGAUGGGUCCGGAUACGUCGAGGAGGCCGCCACCGCGGACCAGUCUGCUGGCGAACCACAAGCCCAAGAACUCGGUGUCCGUCGACCUGGCUGCUGAAUUCGGCGUCGGAAACCCGUAUCACACGCCAUCUGACUCGGCCUCAUCUGGCUACACGACCUUCAGCCAUCCGAGUCAGGCGAGCUCUCAGACAAGCCCGGGGAGGUCGCCGAUAGACCGCCGCGACGUUGAGCCUGCAGUGCAAUCAGACCGAUCCAUGAGGAACCUUGGGAAAUCAAUGGAGAAUCUGACUACACGCGAUCUGCCCACACCUCUUCGUACACCGUCGCCACUUGUAACGCCGACAUACGGGAAAUCAAUUGGGGAGCGAAACGACCCUGCGGUACAUGCUGGGAAAUUGGACUCGGAAGGACGAGGCUAUGAUCGUUCCGUGCCGAGUCCAAGGUACGGCGACAGUUACUACCGGGAGCCAGAGGACAUGAGAUCAGAUUACAGAAAUGAAUACUCGACUCGCACGACGACCACGAUGACCCGCGCAGGAUAUAGCUAUUCACCUCCCGUCGGAAACGGAUCGCGUGACCCCAUGAUGGUUCCCUCUCGCGGAGACUGCAAGGCGUGCGGUCUGGCCAUCCGCGGCAAGAGUAUAUCUUCGGCGGACGGACGACUGACGGGCAAGUACCACAAAGCUUGCUUCGUGUGCACGACAUGCUCAGAACCCUUUUCAUCCGCCGAGUUCUACGUCCUCGACAACAAGCCAUACUGCGAGCAACACUACCACAAGCUGAAUGGCAGCUUGUGCGGAACUUGCGGACGAGGCAUAGAGGGACAGUACCUCGAAGAUGAGUCUAGUGUCAAACACCACCCAGGCUGCUUCCGGUGUCUCGACUGUGGGCGGUCGCUCUCGGAUGGCUACUUCGAGGUCGAUGGCAAGGCAUAUUGCGAGAGAGACGCGUGGAGGCGAACGCAACCACCUUCUCCGUCCCUGUAUCCACCACCAUCGCAUAAUACGUACCCAUCGCCAUCGGCAGGCCAACAGCCAGGAAGGCCGGGUCCACGGCCGCCGCAGGGGAUGAUGAAAGGUCUACCGAGUCGUCCCGGGCCAAGGCCGGGACCCGGUGGGCAGCCCGGUGUAGCCCGGCCCCCGUACGGGCCCGCACACGGAGGCCGCCUCGGCCCACCGAGUGCUGGGCCUGGCCUCUGGCCGAGGAUGAACAAGCGCAUGACGCGCAUGGGCCAGAUGUGAAGCGAACGAGACACGAAUCACGGAUGCGACUAAUACGAGAUGUAUGACGAGGUUUCUAUGCGUCUGCAUUACGCAGGUAACCACUCUUCACAAGGCUUCACUGUAAGGCAUUCUAAUGUAUGUGCUCGGCAUCUGUCACCGCCGACGUGACCAACUCACAGCGGUUGCGCUCGGCCUGACGUGGUUUCGCAGCCGGGCACUGUUAGGCAGGUUUUUUGGGAUUUAAUUCGUUGGGUCGCCGGCUUGUUGCUCCUAUAUACCCCCCGGCGGUCUGAUUUUUGGUUGUAGGCAGGUUUUGGUUUAAUGUGACAUAUACUGGCGUCUUUGAGCUCUUGAAGAGAGGCCCGGGCCUCUUUCUAUGGAAAAGCUCACGAAGUAGAGACGUGGUAACUACGAGGAGGUCUACAUUGUACGACUUCUCUGUCCUGUGAGCUGUCGAAACAUGUGCAAAAUGGCAGCGAGAGGUUGCGUCGCGGCGUGCAAGCC